AUGAGUUCUCCAACUCUGGGUACUUCCGACACUGUACCAAGUACUGGUACUGACCGUCGCGACGAUGUCGCUGCAGGAGACGUUCAACAUGGUACCGUUGAUCCCUUUGCUUGUCAGCAAGAGCAGGCGGUGCUCAGUGAAUCUCGACACGUCGUCGACGAGUUAUUGCACGAGGUGUAUGGUCUGCGUGAUCGAGUGGCGCGUCUUGAAGGACAACUGGAUCUUCUCUUGAGAGAUCCUCGACUUGUGGCAUCGCCGAAUCUUUCGGCGUAA
Messenger RNA from Peronospora matthiolae, 273 nucleotides. NCBI's taxonomy places the organism in Eukaryota, Oomycota, Peronosporomycetes, Peronosporales, Peronosporaceae. The record is from the annotation of a GenBank genome assembly.